AUGAAAGUAUUUGGUUUAUGGUACUGGCUGCUGCUGCUUCUUAGCGCCAACGUAAUCGCAUCUAAAGUGGGUGAGUUGGUAGACAAAGAUGAUGAGGUGAUUACUCAAAAGGUGUUUUUCGAUAUCGAGCAUGGUGAAGAAAAGGUUGGCAAAAUCGUAAUUGGAUUAUACGGGAAAAUCUGUCCCAAGACCGUCAAGAACUUUUACAAGCUGAGCACCACUACGGACUCAAAGAAGGGGUUCGUCGAGUCCACUUUCCACAGAGUAAUCCCCAACUUUAUGAUCCAGGGAGGCGACUUCACACACGGCACAGGUGUGGGAGGCAAGUCCAUCUACGGAGACACGUUUCCCGACGAGAACUUCACCUUGAAGCACGAUCGUAAGGGCAGGCUGUCGAUGGCCAACCGGGGUAAGGACACCAACGGGUCACAGUUCUUCAUCACUACCGUGGACGAGGCAUCGUGGCUUGACGGCAAACAUGUGGUUUUCGGCCAAGUGGUGGACGGUAUGGACGUAGUCAAUUACAUCCAGCACGUUGCCAGGGACUCCAAUGACAAGCCCUUGGACCCAGUCAAGAUUGCAGACUGUGGUGAAUGGACCCUCAAACCCUCUUCGUAA
Saccharomyces eubayanus is the source of this 618-nucleotide messenger RNA. RefSeq names its product peptidylprolyl isomerase CPR2 (gene CPR2). The record is from RefSeq and is a predicted model, not a curated record. Bases 1 to 618 code for a protein of 205 amino acids. Gene Ontology annotation, molecular function: peptidyl-prolyl cis-trans isomerase activity. The transcript has a single exon. NCBI's taxonomy places the organism in Eukaryota, Fungi, Ascomycota, Saccharomycetes, Saccharomycetales, Saccharomycetaceae. Gene Ontology annotation, cellular component: endoplasmic reticulum; fungal-type vacuole. Gene Ontology annotation, biological process: protein peptidyl-prolyl isomerization; protein folding.